Dovyalis caffra is the source of this 1100-nucleotide messenger RNA. NCBI's taxonomy places the organism in Eukaryota, Viridiplantae, Streptophyta, Magnoliopsida, Malpighiales, Salicaceae. The record is from the annotation of a GenBank genome assembly.
CUAAAAAAGAGGCUGUUAAAACAGACAAGGCACCAGCAGCAUUGGGACCAUAUUCUCAAGCAAUUAAAUCCAAUAACCUUGUAUUUGUUUCUGGGGUUUUAGGUCUCAUUCCAGAGACUGGGAAGUUUGUCUCAGAGGAUGUUGAGGAUCAGACCGAACAGGUAUUAAAGAACAUGGGGGAGAUACUGAAAGCUAGUGGUGGUGACUAUUCCUCAGUAGUAAAGACAACAAUAAUGUUGGCUGACUUGAAAGACUUCAAGAAAGUGAAUGACAUCUAUGCAAAAUACUUCCCUGCACCAUUUCCUGCUCGUGCAACAUACCAGGUAGCAGCAUUGCCAUUGGAUGCCAGGAUCGAAAUCGAGUGCAUUGCUGAACUACCGAAAAAGGUGGAGCUUCAGCCUUACCUUUUGAAUAACAAUUAUGAAGCUGAUAAUUUACCUGGGAUUGCUUUCAGGUUCUUGUUUGUUGAUACCAUGGAAGGAAUCGUUGUUAGAAGGGUCAUUCCCUCGGACAAUAGUUGUCUUUUCAAUGCCGUUGGCUAUGUUAUGGACCAUGACAAAAAGAAAGCUCCUGAGUUGAGACAGGUUAUUGCUGCAACAGUGGCAAGCAAUCCAGAAAAAUAUAAUGAAGCAUUUCUUGGGAAGCCAAAUAGCGAAUAUUGUACUUGGAUCCUUGACUCUGAGAAGUGGGGAGGUGCCAUUGAGCUCUCAAUAUUAGCAGAUUAUUAUGGACGUGAAAUUGCAGCAUAUGAUAUCCAGACCUCACGAUGUGAUUUGUAUGGUCAGGAGAGGAAGUACUCAGAAAGGGCCAUGCUGAUUUAUGAUGGACUCCACUAUGAUGCUUUAGCUAUGUCUCCAUUUGAGGAUGCUCCAGAGGAAUUUGAUCAGACCAUAUUUUCUGUACAAAAGGGCAGGACAAUAGGACCAGCUGAAGGUCUUGCUCUUAAUCUUGUUAAAGAGCAACAAAGGAAACGAAGUUACACCGACACUGCUAACUUCACUUUGCGCUGUGGGGUAUGCCAAAUUGGAGUAAUUGGUCAGAAGGCUGCUGCCAUGUAUCCAGCAGUGAACUAUUUUUGCAGGGACCAACAUUUUGUCUAG